Molecule: messenger RNA, 902 nt
Organism: Monodelphis domestica (gray short-tailed opossum)
Lineage: Eukaryota; Metazoa; Chordata; Mammalia; Didelphimorphia; Didelphidae
Product: cysteine and glycine-rich protein 2
Biological process (GO): muscle tissue development; sarcomere organization
Cellular component (GO): nucleus; cytoplasm; Z disc
Molecular function (GO): structural constituent of muscle; actinin binding
Source: RefSeq, a predicted model, not a curated record
GGCUCGUUCUUCGCUCCCGCUCCGAUCCAAGCAGCCCCGGCCCAAGCUUCUGCCUGCGCCAGGUCCAAAAUGCCCAACUGGGGAGGCGGUAACAAAUGUGGAGCCUGUGGAAGGACUGUGUACCAUGCUGAAGAGGUACAGUGUGAUGGAAGAAGCUUCCAUAGAUGCUGUUUUCUGUGCAUGGUUUGCAGGAAAAAUUUAGACAGCACAACUGCGGCCAUUCAUGAUGAUGAGGUUUACUGCAAAUCCUGCUAUGGGAAGAAGUAUGGACCCAAAGGGUACGGCUAUGGCCAAGGAGCAGGCACGCUUAACAUGGACAGAGGAGAGAGGCUGGGUAUCAAGCCUGAGAAUGUGCAGCCUCACAGGCCCACCACAAAUCCAAACACUUCCAAAUUUGCUCAGAAAUUUGGAGGAGCCGAGAAGUGUUCCAGAUGCGGAGAUUCCGUGUAUGCGGCAGAGAAAGGAAUAGGAGCAGGGAAGCCUUGGCACAAAAAUUGUUUCCGAUGUGCCAAAUGUGGAAAGAGCCUCGAGUCAAUGACUCUGACAGAGAAAGAAGGGGAAAUCUAUUGCAAAGGUUGCUACGCAAAGAACUUUGGACCAAAGGGUUUUGGUUAUGGCCAGGGAGCAGGGGCACUCGUCCAUGCGCAGUAAAGGAUAAGAUGUUGAAGGCAGCAAGAACCACAACGCCAAGCACUGAGACUUCGUAUCAAGGCACAGAGAAUCUCUUAAUACUAAACUACUGUGAAAACUAUUCCAACUCUACCAAUAAUACCAGCAUUUGUGUACUGUUUGUUACUAUGUAUUAUGGAGACACUAAUUUGUAGGAGGAAAGCAUUACAUUUAUUCUUUAUGCUUUAGAACAUAUUUACUCUGAUUUUAACUAUAUAGCAAUUGACUAGCUU